Epinephelus moara (kelp grouper) is the source of this 6223-nucleotide messenger RNA. RefSeq names its product v-ski avian sarcoma viral oncogene homolog a (gene skia). The coding region runs from base 459 to 2654 and encodes 731 amino acids. Gene Ontology annotation, biological process: negative regulation of BMP signaling pathway. NCBI's taxonomy places the organism in Eukaryota, Metazoa, Chordata, Actinopteri, Perciformes, Serranidae. The transcript is spliced from 7 exons. Gene Ontology annotation, molecular function: SMAD binding; RNA polymerase II cis-regulatory region sequence-specific DNA binding; DNA-binding transcription factor activity, RNA polymerase II-specific. The record is from RefSeq and is a predicted model, not a curated record. Gene Ontology annotation, cellular component: nucleus.
CUCUCAGACUUCUCCUCUCCGUACAGUCAGAGUGAACUGCGGGGGCACACCGAGUGGAUUGCUGCAGUCCUCGACAGCGGAAAGAGCCUCAAAUAAGGAUUUUUUAUCGAGCUGUAUCGACUCACAACUCCCGCUUUUGUUUCAUUUUCGCCUACUCGGUUUUGGAAUUGGACAAACGGAACUUUUCGCCUGUGUGGAGUUUGGAGAGCCGUGUUUUUUCAGAUAUGGACAGUCGGCGACCCGCUGCAGGGAGCGACUGGCCGGGGUACACUCAGUAGUCACUGGAAUAAAACUGUAAACUCGCCGUCUGGACUUUUUACUGGAUGUUUGAUGAAGCGCUUCGCAAUAGCGGUCAGUUCUGGGACACCGUGGAUUUACCAGGUUCAGAAACGGAUAGAUACCCGUGAUUCCCGGUCGACGACGAGAAGGAUUUACGCUUCUAAAGUUGCAGGAAAAACAUGGAGACUGUAAGUCGGCAGAGCUUCCAGCCUCAUCCGGGACUGCAACAAACUCUGAAGCAGUUUCACCUCAGCUCUAUGAGCUCUCUUGGCGGACCGGCGGCUUUCUCUGCCCGGUGGCAACAUGAACUCCUCUUCAAGAAGGACGGUAAGGAGCCCGAGCCUGUUCUGCAGCAUCUGCCGCCACCGGUGAUGCCGGGUCCGCUCUUUAUCCCGUCGGACCGCUCCACGGAGAGGUGCGAGACGGUGCUGGAAAGCGAGACCAUCUCGUGCUUCGUGGUCGGUGGAGAGAAGCGACUGUGCCUGCCGCAGAUUCUCAACACGGUGCUGCGGGACUUCACCCUACAGCAGAUCAACUCGGUGUGCGACGACCUGCACAUCUACUGUUCCCGGUGCACGGCGGACCAGCUGGAGAUCCUGAAAGUCAUGGGGAUCCUGCCCUUCUCGGCGCCGUCCUGCGGCCUCAUCACUAAGACGGACGCUGAGCGGCUCUGCAACGCCCUGAUCUACGGAGGCGCCUACCCGCCGCGCUGCAAGAAGGAGCUGAGCGGAGGCUCGCUGGAGCUGGAGCUCACCGAGAGGAGCUUUAAAGUCUACCACGAGUGUUUCGGCAAGUGCAAGGGCUUGUUCGUGCCGGAGCUGUACACCAGCCCCAACGCAGCGUGCAUCCAGUGCAUGGACUGCAGGCUCAUGUACCCGACUCACAAGUUCGUGGUGCACAGUCACAAGGCACAAGAGAACAGGACUUGCCACUGGGGCUUCGACUCGGCCAACUGGAGGGCGUACAUCCUCUUGGGCCAGGAUUACUCUGGGAAAGAGGAGAAGGCCCGUCUGGAGCAGCUCCUGGACGAGAUCAAGGAGAAAUUUGACUUCGCCAACAAGUACAAGAGGAAAGCAUCAUCCAGGGCGUCUGAUCCCAUCCCGAUGAAAAAGUCCAAACAUGAAGACUUCCCAUCACAAUCCCUGCUGGCUGACAAAGAGAAGCAGCAUGACUGGCUACAGUCACUGUCCGCCUCCAAUAAGGGGCUUAACUGCAUUCAGCCCAGGCAGAGGCCCUCAGCAUUCAGACCCUGGUCCCCCCACAUCUCUGCUGGUGACAAGGAGCCCUCCAGUCACCCCCUGGCCCUGCUGAGAGACAGCUUCUACAACUACAAGAGCCUGGAGAAAGCUGUGGCCCCCAAUGUCGCCCUCGCCCCACUGCCCCUGGGAAAGGUGGGUCCUAUGUCCCCGUCGGUACCCAGCACUUCCCAUCCAAGCGGAGGUGAACCCCCAGGUGAGGGUGCCAAUGCCAACUCCAGGCCUCGCAAGAGAAGAGCCACUGGGGAGCUCCUGCCCCCGGUGCCAGAGGCCCCCUGCCCUCCGUCCUCAGCCGCCAACAAACCACCUCAACCGCCUCAGGACGACAAGGACUCUGAGGUGGAGAUCGAAGUGGAGAGCCGCGACGAAUUCACGUCAUCCCUUUCGUCCCUGUCGUCACCAUCUUUCACCUCGUCCAGCAGCUCAGCCAAGGACUUGAGCUCGCCAGGCGCCCAAGGGCCCAUCUGCACUGUCACGUCGGCCGAGGGCGCCACCCCUGCAGCUGCACCUGUCACAGCCCCCAUGACCCCUUCAGAGCUGGGGCUGGAGUCAGAGCUGGAGAGCCUGAGGCAGGCGCUGGACAGCGGCCUGGACUCCAAAGAAUCGAAGGAGAAGUUUCUGCAUGAAAUAGUUAAGAUGAGGGUGAAGCAGGAGGAGAAGUUGGGAUCGGCCUUGCAGGCCAAACGCAGCCUCCAGCAGGAGUUGGAGUUUUUACGGGUGGCCAAGAAGGAGAAACUGCGGGAGGCGACCGAGGCAAAGCGUAACCUGAGGAAGGAAAUCGAGCGCCUGCGAGCUGAGAGCGAGAAAAAGAUGAAGGAAGCCAAUGAGUCGCGGAUCCGUCUGAAGCGGGAGCUGGAGCAGGCCCGACAGCUGAGAGUCUGUGAUAAAGGCUGCGAGGCCGGUCGUCUUCGUGCAAAAUACUCGGCACAGAUCGAGGACCUCCAGAUGAAGCUGCAGCACGCAGAGGCCGACCGUGAGCAGCUCCGAGCCGACCUGCUACAGGAGCGGGAGGCCAGAGAGCACCUGGAGAGGGUGGUAAAGGAGCUACAGCAGCAACUCUGGCCCAAAUCCAACGGUGACAAGGAGGGGACACCCAAGGAUUCGCCAGCUGACAACUAACUCAGCAGUCAACCUCACCGCCCGACCAUUCCCCCCCGCUCCCAUCGCUACGAUCCCCAACAUCUUCUGCCCAAUUCCGACCAUAAACACACCCAGUCCUGGGCUGGUAACAUUGUACCACUGUCCAUCACGCUCGCCCUCCAGGACACAAAGAUAAAAGACUCUCUUCCACUAACCAGAGACAGAGAAGAAACAAGGACCUGUGUCCUUUUCUGCGUCCAUGCAAAGUCAAGUGAGCGGUUUCCUUGGAGAAUGACUAGAAACAGCAAAGUCCAAUUCUGCAACAAGAAACAGGUGUUUCUAAAUCAAGCACUGACUCGCACCUUCAAAAACUGGAUCUCAAGAAAGAAAGAAAAACAUGUAUAGCACAAAUUGUUGCUGUGCCUGUAUUUUCUCUGACAAGAAAAUGAGACUUUUGGACAGACAUCUGAGAGGCCGAAAGAUGAUCAUGUUAUAUUACAGUUAUACAGCAUUUGAGAGGUGCUACAGUGGUGUGUCCAGGAGGGCAGCGCUCACACCUAAAUACACAGUCCCUGAAAAAGUCUCUACCACCGCCCCCUGCCGUGACGAAGACCGAGGAUUUUGAAGACAUUCUAAGCUAUUUAAGAGACUACAUAGCAACAUGUAAAGAAAAAAAAGACAGUUUCUUUGUUUCUCUGUGCUAUUGAAGUUUGAACAUAUAAAAGAUACAAAUAAAUCAAAAGAUGAACAAAACAAGCAAAUGAACUUUCCACAGUGCCACCGUGGUUUUGUUGGUUUUUCAGGAAGCCAUUGCAGUCCACUGAGGGGGAAAGCAUCAAGUCUAAAGUUCAAGCGACCUGUCUUUUCCUCCCAUUGUUGUUUUAUAAAAUCAGAUCUUUCUCAUUUCUCCAAGCAGUGGGUGGGCUUGCAUUUUCUCUCUUUGGAUCAAACCCGGAAUUGGAAAUAAAAACAUGCCGUCUUAAAGGCACCUUUGUAGUGAGCACUUGUUCUGGAUGAUCAAUAACAAUAUCCAACAGUCUCAGUGUUGCUCCCGCUAAGUCACACUCUGGUUGCCAUGUGUUAAUUUAAGCAUUUGGGUUACAACCCUGAAGUCUGUAUCUUGUAAAGAUAGUCCAGAUAUUUUCUGCUCUUGUAACACUUGAGGGUUAAAAGCCGGCAUGUUUUUACUCUGAUUGGCAUCAGAAGCAUCAUCUAUGACAGCGGGGUUAGGGUUAGUGGGCUGGAUGGAGCACCCUUGGCAAGAACCACAAAAUGUUCAUUUUAAUUAAAUUAAGGUAUGUAAAUGUAAAUAUAUGUUGUUGGGUUCUUUUUUUCUUUAUUUUUUUUUUACUUUACAAUAAUGAAUCGCACUUUGUCAUAACAAAAAUACUGUUAUAAUGCAUUGUACUCCCACUAUUGUCUUCAAUCUUACUUUGAAAACAUCAUCGUAUACAUGAUUGCUACCAUAUACCCAGUAAGCAUUUUGUUGAUUAUAUGCAUCUCGAAUAAAUACUGUUGUUCUGUUUUCUUAAGGCAAAGUCUUGUAAAUAAAUGGAAAGAAAAAAGGCUCUACCUGUUGCUUGCUGAUACAGUCGGGGAUUGUUGGAAAGUUUUUGGUAAAAGCACUCUCCCAUUUUUGUAAUAUAAUUGACACAACUCACAGCAAAUUUGACACAACGUCAUUAACAGCAUGCGUCAGUGAGGGGAACUGUUGUCAGAGCCUGGACAAAAAGUCACAUGUCCAAAGGCUAAAAUCCGAUUUUAUUCAAAAGGCAGAAGUCUGCUGUCACACAGUGGGUACAAUGCAAUCAGAAUGUACAUUGUGUUAAUGCUAUUUUUCCUUUGGUUGUUGAUGUUGUUUUUAAACGUGGAGAUAUUUUAUUGCUCGUUUGUUAUGUUCACUGUUUUCAAUUGAAAACUCAUAUUUUCUUUAUGCAUGAAAUUUGAGUUUGCCAUACAUAUAGUCAGUUGUUGGGCAUUGAUACUGUACAUGUAAAGGUUUUAUUGUGUUAUGCAAUAUAAAGCAAUUUGUCUUAUUUAGAAGAGGAAAAGGUAAUCAAAAAAACAGUAUAUUGCUCUUAAGAAAAGAAAAAAAACUUCACACUUGCAAAAAACAAAAGAGAAGAAAAAAAGUCAAUGCAAUGCUGGACAACCUCAAGUGCCUAGACGUGGGCAAAAGGUUUCCAGAAUAGGAAAACUGAUGAUGAAGCUGUUGGGGCUGGGCCUCUCAUCAACUUCCUGUUUGCAGGUUUCAAAUUAAAAGCCCCUCCCUUGCUCAGCAGCUCUUUUUAUCAGUAUUCUUAAAAGCAACCAGUUUACAAACUUUCUUUUUCAGUGCAGAGAACAAUUGAACAAAUACUAGACGCUUAAGGCUUUUUUUUCUGAAUGAGUGCUUUUUUUUUUUCCUUUAUUUGAAAUCGACGAUAUGCAUGUUCAAACAAUUUUUAUAGAAGAUCUUGAAAAGCCACUUGCUUCGGUGAAUUGUUACUUUGGGUUGUAUAUAAAGACUGUUUAUUCCCAGUUAUUUGAGGAUAAUAAAGAGGGCAUUAUGUUCAAAGCCCUUUUCUUAUCUGACCUUAUUGAUGUUGCUCAGAGAAUGACUCUGCGUCUGCAACUUUGGCAGACCUAAAAUUGGUACAUUUUGUAGUUGUUUUUACACUCAAAAGAGUUGAUAGCCUAUGUGUAGUUUACUUUACUCAUGGUUUUCUACAAAAGAAGGGAGACAAUAACGACAUUGGCUCUUCAUUCUCCCGUGCAAACGAAAAAAAACAGUUUAACAGCGUCUUGUUUUCUAAAGGAAAAUCAUUUUGCUAAAUAAUGGACAGUAAAGCAGCAAUAACAGUCCAUAUUAAUAGACAAAUACUAGCCAGUGUGAAGAUUUGAAUAAGAAUUUACAAAUGUAAAUAUUUUUUUCAUUUACAAUAUUGUAUAAUAUAUGUACAUGGUGUUUUCCUUUUUCAAAAAGAAAUCUUUUCUUACAAUAGCUGUCUUGUUUUUUUUUUUUGUUUUUUUUUUAAAUUUGUGUUUUAACUGAGAUGUUUCAAAAACAGCAGUGCGUAAGAGGAUAUUCCCUACAUAAACAUUUUAAUCCAUUUCUUUUCUUUUUUUUACUGUAGAGUCUUUAUAUUGAAUGACUUUUUUCACCAGUUCAUAUAUAUUUUUCACAGUAUGUUCAGUAUCAGAUAGCAGACCCACCGUAUGGGUCACACACACACGACUACGCCACCUUGCAGAUUGUUUCCUCCUCAUCCUCAUGUAUCUUUUUAGCCCUGUGCUGCUGCUAAUACUAUAUAAACCUUACAGUUCUAGAAAUAUUUUUAUGUAAGAGGUAAAUGUAAGCUUUUCCAUUCAUUAAUGCCACAUAUACAGUAUGAAACAAAGCUUGGCUUAUUCAUCUAUCUUCCUUGUUUUCCUUCAUCUUUUCACGCCUUUUUCCUCAUCCCUCCUCCAACUACACUCCCCACCCCCCUCUUCUCUCACGACACGGACUAUAUUGUAAAGUAAAGGACUUUAUGAGAUUAUGUUUGAAAAUAGCUAUGCUUAUAUACUACAGUGACUGAAUGUACAGUGUAUAGAUGCAUUACCAGAAAUAAAGUUGUUUGUCCAGA